AAAUCAGCUGUUUGGAUGAGGUUUGGAUUGGAGGCAUGCGGUGCAAAACGUAAAGAAAAAUUCACAAUAAUAAUAAGGCUUUUAAAAGAAGGGAGAAUUGAAGAAUGUCUCGAGAUAAAAGCGUAUGGUUUGCCGAGGAGAUCCUGCUAGACGCCAAGCUGAUAAACUUUCAACUGGAGUCGGGAGAAUGGGACGCUGUGGAAGAAAUGCUACGCGCCGAGGCACAACUAUCGAGAGACGCAGAAACUGGUAGAUUGCGACCAAAGAAGGCGUCAGAAUACACGCUCCGCCUCAUCGCCGAAGUCCUCCACAUCAUGAGGCUGGACGUGGAACAGGCGUCCUACAACCGCAGCACUCUGGCUGUAGCCGAGCAGUGCCUGCGCCUGGUCCGCUCCUGCGCCGCCGCCGGCACCAAGAUGCAGACCUACAUCUCUAAGGAGCUCUCCAUACUUGAGUCCAUGUUUAUAUUAGCCACCGAAUACCAGCAACCCAGCGUUGAGUUUGUUAAUGAAGAACUGCAAAAGAAGUAUGAAUCUUGCAUGACGGUGUUGAUACAAACGCUUGGAAAUUUAGUCGUGAACAACCCUUUUAAUCAGAUCAUGAUAUGGAAUAAGUUUGAUACGAUUAUAUUGAAUGGAUUGAUCGGACAGAAUGAUAAAAUAGCAUCCGGGGCCGCUAUGAUCGUGUAUAACAUACUGCUGGGACAACCCAAUGUGCUGCCUGAUGAUGUUUCGCUACUGAAUUCGCUGGCCUACAUGUACAACAAUGGCAACUCUGAGUAUCCACAUCUAAUCAUUGAAUACUUGAUAGGUGUUGAGAAUACGUACAUAGAAAAGCUGUACUCCAAACUCGACCCCGAAUGCCGAAUGCUGGUUCUGAACCUUGCGUAUAACAUUCUCAUGUCUACAGAGUCGCAAGAUAUAAAUGUGUCGGUGAACUUCGUCAAGUUUAUGGCGCAUGAGUUUAAGAAUAAGUCGGAUUGUAUAUUGAAGACGGUGGAUACGUAUGUCAACGGUAUUGAGCCGCAAGAAGUGGUGUUUCUAUUGGAGAUCGUGGCCACAGCUUCCAGCAUGGACGCCUACAUGGAUUGCCUUCAAAGCGACACUUCCCUGUUUAUUAACUGUGCUUUCCUCCUCCGCGCCAUCCACAAGCUCGGCAAGGAGAGCGCCAACUUCUUCUCGUCACUCAACAAGCUGUACGAGGCCGCCGGGAAGACGCUAGUCAACGAUGAACACAUCGCUAGCAACAACGCCACGCCACCUGAAAAUCCUCUCACCAAAAACGAUUCAGCCGACAAUAUGCUAUCCUGCAACGAAACAACAUCCGAAUGCACAGAGUCCGAAAGCAGUGAACAAUACUUCGAAUGCACUGAAAACCCACCUUUCCUUGACCGAAUAGAACCCCUAAACACUGUAGACAGCUUACAACCUAACCUCCAAUUCGUUGACUCUAUACCCGACAAAAACACUCCUUUAGAUCGCAACAGCGCUGAAAGAAAUCCCAACGUCAAAAUCGAUAACGACUUAACCAGAGUGGCGUUUAAGCGAAGCAGCUCAGUACCCAAAGCAGAAGACAGAGUGCCACUGCCAAUCAGAAGGAUAAGCUUAGAGCACAAAAUAGACAUAGGAGACGACAUUGAACCACCACUCAUCAUAGACUCGACAUCACCAACGGCCAGUAUGAACACGAUAGCCGAAGUAAUACCGGUCGCUCUUCAACCUAAACUGGACUUACAGCCAUCUAGCGUCCCUGACUCGCAAGGGAGUACACCAAACGAUCCGCCAACAGAAAUUCAUUUGGCUAAAGAAGAGUUGAAAGAGUUAAAAGCGUCUCCCAGUGAGAUUUCGCCGCCGCUGUCAGAGCAAGUACAAGACGCUGACAAGCAGUCUCCAGGGACGCCUAAAGAGGUGAAGAGAAGCCAGAAUUUGUCAACAGAAUUCGAUUUGAGUGAGCAGUUGCAGAAGAUUCUGGGUAUAUCGGCGGAGAAGACUCGCGGGGAGAGUAGUUCUGAUAGGAAAAGUGAAGUAACGAAAGAGGUGAAAAUGGCAGAGGAUAGCGUGAUGAAAGUGCCGUCCGUGAAGAUCGACUCGCCGGAUAGCCAGAAAACUAGACUGGGAGCGGUGGACCCUACCACCGCCAAGCGGUUCGAGACGACGGUGGAAUCUGUGGAGCGACACGUGGCGUUCGGACUGAAGGCCGCUCUAGUAAGGGUACUCGCCAACCUGUGCUGGAAGAACCAGGCCAACAAGAGACAGAUGCGGGAACUUGACGUCAUUCCGGUGUUGCUCGACUCUUGCAAUAUCGACGCCAGAAAUCCAUUAAUAAUGCAAUGGGUGAUAUUUGCAAUAAGAAACCUCUGCGAAAACUGUCCAGAAAAUCAGGAAGUGAUAGCAAAGCUGACUCUUCAGGGGCCUGUGGACAACGAAGUGCUUAAAGACAUGGGGCUGACGCUCCACGUGGACGCAUUGGGCAACUCCAUCUCCGUGGCACCUCUGUCCAGGACAUGAACUCUGUGGACCAGCAAAAUACAACAAAAUACAGGGUGUUGCAAAAAAGGUAUACUAAGCCGAAAUGGGGUGACUCGAGGGGUCAUUGUAAAAAACGUUCUGCAAGUGUUGAAAAUUCACAAAUAAAAACCAUUUUACUUAGUAUAUAUUAUUAUAUACCCUUUUUGCAACAUUCUGUAUAAUGAUAUCGGUUCUGAAGACGUAAAUUCUAAUUUUAGAGCUGUCGAAACCUGGAAAUCUUUGUUUAAAAUUCGUCUCUAUGAGUGUUCCCGUAAAACUAUUUUUUUCCUUGUUAGAAUUUAUUUAGCCUUCAGAAUCGAGAUCAAUGUAUCAGUGACUUAGGCCUAGUUUCACCAUAGUCUGUUACAUCAAUGGGAACAAUUUGGUCCAAAACCUUACAUAUUUCAACUGACCCAUUUCAACUCCUGCAAUAUUUCCCUAAGUUACUAAUCAGUCAGUAUAGUUUAUGUUAUGUACCUACUGAUACUAAAAAAACAUUAAUAAUGUUGAAUAAAUACGAUUAUGCUACAGUAACAGUAAAAAUAUAGAGUCCUGAAAACGCAAGUGGAUUCUAACUAAAUGUUACGGACCGCAUUUAA
Messenger RNA from Plutella xylostella (diamondback moth), 3106 nucleotides. NCBI's taxonomy places the organism in Eukaryota, Metazoa, Arthropoda, Insecta, Lepidoptera, Plutellidae. The record is from RefSeq and is a predicted model, not a curated record.